AUGCCUAGUCUUGUGGUGAUCCAGACAGCGCAGCUGACUGUACCCCGCGACUCGCAGUUAAGGGGAGAGCAUGUGAGUUCUUUUCGUGAUCUGGUAAUCCCAGAGUUUAACGCCCUCGAAGGUUACCUUCGUUCAUACCCGCUCACAUCGCCACCGUCAUGCGCAACACAACGAUUCCUGUCUCUCCCUUCUACGACCAAGAGCCUGGUGCUCCACCCACCGUUUCCUCCCAUGCUUACCGACCAGCUUGAGUUAUUUGGAAGUACUCAUCACCCAACUAUACUCAUCUCCGACGAGAUUCUCCCUGCCAAAGCUAGCACCAUCGUCCCACCUAUUCCUGCCCUCAAGGGCACGCCUGAGAUCAAACUUGCGGCGCCAUCAUCAAGACCAAUCGUUGUUUCUCGCCGUACCCGAAGAGAGUAUCAUUGGAGCGGUUUUCUCUUGGUCACCAACAGUGGCUCGUCUACUUCGGCCGCGAGUCUAUCAGAAGACUCAAAGAUACCCAAGCCCCCUGGCGAACCUGGUCGUCCGGGGUGGGGAGGAUACACGCUCCAGGAGAGUUUAAACUGGAGUCCAAAGGCAUACACGAAAUUCAAGAAAUCUAUGCACCACCUUGUCGAGGAACAUCUCGAUACCACAAAGUGCGCCUCUUCCCAAAGCCCUGCGCUCCUGAGAUAUGUGCGCGACAAGUCAGCUGUUGAUGCUUUCUCCGACCUAGACAACUACAGUAGUUGCUGGCCGGUGAAUGAUAUCAUCAUGAUGCAUCUGAAAUACACGUCGGGACGUGCUAGGCAGAAGGAAGCAGGGAUGGCUUUGGGCAAGAGCAAGAGGAAGACACAUACAUCGCCUGUGAGCUCUAUUAUUAUUGCGAAGGUCAGGGCUAAUGCUAAUCUACAGGCCACUUGA
This is a messenger RNA of Suillus discolor, 906 nucleotides long. RefSeq lists its product as uncharacterized. Lineage: Eukaryota; Fungi; Basidiomycota; Agaricomycetes; Boletales; Suillaceae. Bases 1 to 906 code for a protein of 301 amino acids. The record is from RefSeq and is a predicted model, not a curated record. The transcript is spliced from 5 exons.